Molecule: messenger RNA, 9514 nt
Organism: Hippopotamus amphibius kiboko
Lineage: Eukaryota; Metazoa; Chordata; Mammalia; Artiodactyla; Hippopotamidae
Product: dol-P-Glc:Glc(2)Man(9)GlcNAc(2)-PP-Dol alpha-1,2-glucosyltransferase
Exons: 3
Coding region: 112-1548 (478 amino acids)
Biological process (GO): dolichol-linked oligosaccharide biosynthetic process; protein N-linked glycosylation
Cellular component (GO): endoplasmic reticulum
Molecular function (GO): dolichyl pyrophosphate Glc2Man9GlcNAc2 alpha-1,2-glucosyltransferase activity
Source: RefSeq, a predicted model, not a curated record
AGUUCCCUAAGACCAGUCCCGCCUUGCGCGCUCGUUUUGAGCCCGAGUGUUGAGCUCGACUUUGCGGACUUGAGAAUCGCGCGUAGAUUUUCCAGGACUAGGUUCUUGGCCAUGGGGGCAGGAAUGGCGCAGCUGGAGGGUUACUAUUUCUCAGCUGCGCUGAGCUGUACCUUUUUAGUGUCCUGCCUCCUUUUCUCUGCUUUCAGCCGGGCGCUGCGAGAGCCCUACAUGGACGAGACCUUCCACCUGCCGCAGGCGCAGCGCUACUGUGAGGGCCGUUUCUCCCUCUCGCAGUGGGACCCCAUGAUCACUACGUUACCUGGCUUAUACCUGCUAUCAGUUGGAGUGGUGAAACCUGCCAGUUGGAUCUUUGGGUGGUCUGAACAUAUUGUCUGCUCCAUUGGAAUGCUCCGAUUUGUAAAUCUGCUCUUCAGUGUUGGCAACUUCUAUUUACUGUAUUUGCUUCUCCGCAAGGUGCAACCCAGACACAAGGCUGCCUCGAGCAUCCAGAGAAUCCUGUCCACAUUAACAUUAGCAGUAUUCCCCACACUCUAUUUUUUUAACUUCCUUUAUUAUACAGAAGCAGGAUCCAUGUUUUUUACUCUUUUUGCCUACUUGAUGUGUCUUUAUGGAAAUCAUAAAACUUCAGCCUUGCUUGGAUUUUGUGGCUUCAUGUUUCGUCAAACAAAUAUCAUCUGGGCGGUCUUCUGUGCAGGAAACGUCAUUGCACAAAAGUUAACUGAAGCUUGGAAAACUGAGCUACAAAAGAAGAAAGAAGAGAGGCUUCCCCCUAUUAAAGGACUAUUUUCAGAAUUCAGGAAAAUUCUUCAGUUUGUUUUGGCUUAUUCCAUGUCCUUUAAGAACUUGAGUAUGCUUUUCCUUCUGACCUGGCCCUACAUCCUUCUAGUGUUUCUAUUUUGUGCUUUUGUGGUAGUUAAUGGUGGAAUUGUUAUUGGUGACCGGAGUAGUCAUGAAGCCUGUCUACACUUUCCUCAGCUCUUCUACUUUUUCUCUUUUACCCUUUUUUUUUCUUUUCCUCACCUACUGUCUCUUAACAAAAUCAGGGCUUUUCUUUGCUUAGUUUGGAAACGGAGAGUUCAGUUUUUUGUGAUUACUUUAGUCUCCAUAUUUUUAAUUUGGAAAUAUACUUAUGCUCAUAAAUACUUGCUAGCAGAUAAUAGACAUUAUACAUUCUAUGUGUGGAAAAGAGUUUUUCAAAGAUAUGAAAUUGUGAAAUAUUUGUUAGUUCCAGUUUAUAUAUUUGCUGGCUGGAGUAUUGCUGACUCAUUGAAAUCAAAGUCGAUUUUCUGGAAUUUAAUGUUUUUCAUAUGCUUAUUCACUGUUAUAGUACCUCAGAAACUGCUAGAAUUCCGUUACUUCAUUUUACCGUAUGUUAUUUACAGGCUUAACAUCCCUCUGCCGCCUACAUCCAGACUUGUGUGUGAGCUAGGUUGCUAUGCAGCUGUGAAUUUCCUAACUUUUUAUAUCUUUCUGAACAAGACUUUUCAAUGGCCAAAUAGUCAGGACAUUCAGAGGUUUAUGUGGUAAUAUCAGGGAUAUCUUGAACUCUAAAAAUAGACUUAUUAUUUAGGCUAUUUCUGUAAUGAAAACUAAGUAGAAAUUUUGGAAUUUCUUUUAGGCACCAUGGUGAUUCUCAGAUCACAUCAGUUUUUUUUGUAUUUUAAAUAUCAGAUAUAUGUAUUUUAAAUAUAUAUAUGUUGAAAAAAUAUAUGUGUAUAUCCCAAGGAAAUUAAAUGGUAAAGAACUGAGAAAAGUUUAAGAUUUGAUCCAUAAGCAUGAAUAAUGAUGAGAAAAUAAAAUUAUUCAUAGCUAUCUCAUGAUAUUUCUUUGAUACUGUUGGCCGCUCAAAAAGCUUGGAAACUUUUUAUAUACAAGUUUAAGAAAACUGGGCAUGCUUUAUAAUACUGGAACUUAUUUAUUCUCUUCAGAGAAAGUAGCAAAGUCUGAAAAAUAUUUACAAAUGUUUAGGUAAUAUUAUUGAUUGAAAAGUUGUUUAACAUUUUAGUAAAUAUAAUUUUAAUCAUAAGGUAAAAUACUCACAUAGAUAGUAAAUGUUAUAAAAUAGAGGCUCUUCUGUGUUUAUCUAGGAAUCAAGUUGUUGAUUUUUGUUAAAAAUCUAGAAAUGAUGAAGUCCUUUCACUGUUCCUGAUAUGAAAUAUAUGAUGGCCAAAGAUAAAUUAUGUUGAUGACAAUACCUUUUAAAAGGAAUUUUCUUUCUGAAAUACGCUAAUGUAUCAGUUUCCUGUGGCUGCCAUAACAAAUUACCACAAAUUUGUUGGCUUAAAAAAAUUCUCUUCACAGUUCUGAAGGCUAGAAGCCUAAAAUUGUGUCAGCAGUGCUAGUUACUUUUGGAGGCUGUAAAAGGGAAUCCAUUCCAUGCCUCUCCUACCUUCUACAGUCCGUGGUAUCCCUUGGUUUAUAGAUGUAUCACUCCAGUAUCUGUCUCUGUCUUCACAUGGCCUUCAUCCCUGUCUUCUUUCUCUUAUAAGGACAAUGUCUUUGGAUUUAGGGCCUACACUAAUCCAGGAUAACUGCUUGUCCAGAUCUUUAACUUAAUUAUGUCUACAAGAUUCUUUUUCCAUAUAAGGUCAUAUUUACAGGUUCCAAGUUGACCUUUUUGUGGAUUACUUUUUAACCCACCAAAGUUACCAAAGGAGAUUUUAAAAUAAACUUCAUAAAACUUUUAGAUCAUUUCUUUGCUGAGUUAUUUUAAAUAAAAUUGCAUCUUCUCUGAGAGGUAAAAAACAAGUGACUUACAAGGUCACAUAAUUAUAAAACUAAUGGUAACUGGUGUUUGAUUCCAUUAUCCAAAAAAAGUUAUAAUUUAAAGGAAGUUUAGAAAUUAUUUGAUCUAAUCUUAUUUUGUGGAUUAGGGAACAAAUGCUCAGGUAGGAACUGGGGGUCCUAAUUUUGGAUUCUGUGUCUGCUGUUUGGAGCACAUUCAUUGGGUUGUCAUACCCUCACAGAGAAGUAUUAUUUGGAUAUGUUAAUUUUGACAUGAAAACUUAGAACUCUGAAUAGAAUUCGUUUUUUAAUACAGUUUUACAUUUGUAAACUUUUCAGUAACUGUGUGAACCGUCUUCAGUGUUGGAUUAUGCUUUCUGUGGGUUUUAAAUAAUGAGUGGAUUUGGAAGGUACUGUUCAUUUGCAAAUAUAAAGUUGUGCACAGGUAAAAAUUACAAGUGUAGUCUUGAGUAAUAAAUACAUUUUUUUGUUAUACACAUUCUUUGGGGCCAAGUUGUACUCUAUUUAGUGCUUAGACAGUAGAUUGACUCUUUAGCUAUAACAAUGACUGUUUUUACUGAUUUUUUUUUACUUUGACAAGAAAGCACACUUAAAUAGUUAUUUUAUAAUGGAGGUAUGAAGUCAAAAUUCCCCCCCAAAAUGUGUUACUUAGGAAAAACAAAUUUCUUAUCUGAUACUAUUGGUGCAAGGCUUUUGUUUUUAGGCAUAUUUCUGAGACAAAAAACUUUUUCUUUCUAAUCUAGUCUGGCAAGAAUGGGGAAGCUGUUCUACCCUAUGGAUUAAAGGGAUCAUUGUUCUAAUUCACUUUUUUUCUUUUUUUUAAAUUUUUUAUUGAAAUAGUUUAUUUACAGUGUUGUAUUAGUUUCAAGUGUGCAGCAAAGUUAAUCAGCCAUACAUAUGCACAUGUCCACUCUUUCUGAGAUUCUUUUCCUGUAUAGGUCAUUACAGGGUAUUGAGUAGAGUUUGUGAUAUAUAAUAGGUCCUUAUUACUUAUUUAUUUUACAUAUAGUAGUGUGUAUAUGUCAAUCCCAAUCUCUGAAUUUAACCUUUCCUCUCUGGUAACUGUAAGUUUUUUUUUUCUACAUCUGUAACUGUAUUUCUGUUUUGUAAAUAAGUUCAUUUGUACCACUUUUUUAGAUUCCACAUAUAAGCGAUAUCAUAUUUGUCUUUCUCUGUCUGACUUACUUCACUCAGUGUGACAGUCUCUAGGUCCAUCCAUGUUGCUGCAAAUGGCAUUAUUUCAUUCUUUUUAAUGGGUAAGUAAUAUUCCAUUUUAUAUAUGUACCACAUCUUCUUUAUCCAUCCUCUGUCAAUGGACAUUUAGGUUGCUUCCAUGUCUUGGCUGUUGUAAGUAGUGCUGAAAUGAACAUUGGGGUGCAUGUAUCCUGUCGAACCAUGUUUUUUUCCGAAUAUAUGCUCCGGAUUGCUGGAUCAUAUGGUAGCUUUAUUUUCAGUUUUUAAAGGAAUCUCCAUACUGUUCUCCAUAGUGGCUGUACCAAUUAACAUUCCUACCAACAUUGUAGGAGGGUUCCCUUUUCUCCACGCCCUCUCUAGCAUUUAUUAUUUGUAGAUUUUUUUAAGCUUUUUAUUGGAAUAUAAUUGCUUUAUACUGUUGUGCCAGUUUCUGCUGUACAACAAAAUGAAUCAGCUGUAUUUAUACAUAUAUCCCCAUAUCCCCUCCCUCCCAGGACUUCUUCUCACCCUCCCUAUCCUGCCCCUCUAAGUCAUCACCCAUCACUGAGUUGAUCUCCCUGUGUUAUGCAGCAGCUUCCCACUAGCUAUCUGUUUUACUUUUGGUAGUGUGUAUAUGUCAAUGCUACUCUCUCACUUCGUCCUGGCUUCUCCUUUCCCCUUUCCCCAUGUCCUCAAGUCUGUUCUCUACAUCUGCAUCUUUAUUCUUGCCCUGUCACUGGGUUCAUCAGUACCAUAUUUUUAGUUUCCAUAUAUAUGCGUUAGCAUAAGGUAUUUGUUUUUCUCUUUCUGGCUUACUUCAUUCUGUAUGACAGACUCUAGGUACAUCCACCUCACUACAGAUAACUCAGUUUCAUUCCUUUUUAUGGCUGAGUAAUAUUCCAUUGUAUAUAUGUGCCACAUCUUCUUUAUCCAUUCAUCUCCUGAUGGGCAUUUAGGUUGCUUCCAUGUCCUGGCUGUUGUAAAUAGUGCUGCAGUGAACAUUGUGGUACAUGUAUCUUUUUAGAUUAUAGUUUUCUCAGGUAUGUGGGCAGCAGUGGGAUUGCUGGGUCAUAUGGUAGUUCUAUUUUUAGUUUUUUAAGGAGCCUCCCUUCUGUUUUCCAUAGUGGCUGUAUCAAUUUAUAAUCCCACCGACAGUCCAGGAUGAUUCUCUUUUCUCUACACCCUCUCCAGCAUUUAUUGUUUCUAGAUUUUGUGCUGAUGGCCAUUCUGACCAGUGUGAGGUGAUACCUCAUGGUGGCUUUGACUUGCUUUUCUCUAAUGAUUAGUGAUGUUGAGCGACUUUUCAUGUGUUUGUUAGCCAUCUGCAUCAAAUUCAUUUUUGAGUUGAGUCCCUGCCCUUUUAAGAGAUCUUUUGGAAUGCUGUAAAUUUAAAGGUGCUCUACAGUGUUGCUUUUAGAAACAUCCUGAAGUUAUAGGUAUUUUGAAUAUUUUUCAAGAGUUACCAAAUAGAUAUGUUUGACAUUAUUUUUUUAAAUAUUAGACUUAACUGAAUUUCUUAUUGGAAGGUAGUUCUUAAAAAAAACUAGUAUUGGUAAACUACAGAGCCUGUGGGGCCUUGCAGUUAUUGUUAUUAAAGUCUGUAAGUGGGAUUAUUUUAAAGAAUAUCAUAAAAAGACUUGGUUCAUAAGUUUUUUAGGCCCAGUAAUACAUCUGUUUGAACUUUUUCUACCUUAUAUGAAAUUCUGUAGGUUCAGAGUAUUAUCUUUAUAUACCAUUAGUAAGAUUCCAGUGUGCUGUGUUUCCCCACAUAUUAUUUAUAUUUUCUUUUCCUGGAUGCCUAGAAAUCUUUUCUCAUGCAUCUGUGUGUUUAAAUUAUUUGGAAAUACUGAUACAGUCAUUCCUGAGUUUAAGCAUAGCAUGUCAUUUGGCAAGAGAAAUUAUGUUAGCUUUCUGGUCUCUUCCUCCUCUUCUUAAAGUUAUUUCAGGAAUGUGCUUAGCCUGUCAUAAAGUACCUUAAUAAAAAUGGCUUAAUUCAGUGUAUUUCUAAUAAAUAAAUAGCUUAAGGUAGUGUAUUUCUAGUUUGAAUUCAACCACCACUGGACUUGACAAUUUUUUCUUUAUAAUUGUCUGAAGACUAGGAAAGGAGAGGAAAAGAGAUUCUCAAUUUUUAUUUAUAUCCUGUAAAUAGUGGACUGUUAUUUUAGACUCACUUUCAAGUAAAAUAUUUCUAUAAAGAAACACAUUCAAGUUCAUUAGAGAACAUUUUUUUAUUUUUAAAAUAAUUAAAAUUUCAUUAAAAAGUAAAACAAGAAAGAAGCAUCAUGCAAAUAAUAUGAAAAAGGUUUUUUUUUUUUUUAAUGGAAAUUUGAUUGUGACUUAGGAACCAUGGACUACAAAAAGUGUAGGAAUUUGCAUCUGAUUGUGGUUUUGGCAUCAAUAAGGCAAGUGGUUUAAUCUUUAGUUCUCCCUUCAAAUGAAAAUAGUAUUUGUCUUAAGUCAGUGCCUGGCACCUGUCUAGUCUUAUUUCAAAAAGAAUUCAGCCCCUGCUGAAUUCCAUAAAGUUCAUAAAUAUAUCAUAUAAUAGAUAUUGAGUAAAUGUAUGCUGAAUAAAGUUUCAUUAGUAUGGAAUGAAGUGAAUAUCCUAGGAAAAGUAUGAUAUAUAACCAUAAGCUAAUUUCAGGAGAUAAAUCACAUAUUUAAUAAUAAGAGACCUUCCAACCCUUUUUUGCCUAUGUUUCCUUACCUAGUUUUAAUGUUUUUUAAUUUAGUGUUUAAUACUUACACAUGUAUUUACUUGAAAAUAUGUGUUGUUUUUAUAAGAUGAUUUCAAAACUUGCUGUUUAUUUAAAAUAAGAAAAAUAAGUAACUAUCAACCGUUAAAUUAUAAGAGCAGCAGAAUUCCUGAUUGUUAUCAAACUUUUAAGGGAAAAGAGAUUUCAACCAAUUAUGAAUAUUUCAUAUUGUUUCACUUAGGCUGCAUUUUGCUACUUUAGGGAUAGCUUGUUAUUUAGGGUACUUUUUAAUGUAUUUAAAUGUUGACAGCAAGGCAAACAUUUCCUAUAUAUACUAAAACCUGUAUAGCUGAGAAAAUUAUAAAAAGAAUGGAUAGAUUGAGGAUAUAUUUGUUAACACAUAUUCCUGAAUCCAACACUAAAUUCUUUACUAUUUGGAAAUUAUUUCUAGCAUAAGAAAUUUUGUCAGAGUGAAGUUACCCAAUAAUAUCUUUAUAUUCGGCUUUUCAAAAAAUGAGCAUUUGAUGAAUUUGAUGUUAAUUUAAUUUGAACUCUGUAUCAGACCAAUAGAGAUGCUGUAUUUUUCUGAGGAGAAAAAUGUUACACAUUGCAUUCUUUUUUUUUCACAGAAGCUUGUCAGUUGAGUUCAGUUGAACCAUAUAUGUGUGUUUAUGGCACAUACAAAAUGAAGAAGAGGGAGGAAAAGUAAUAGUAACAAUAAUUGCUAUUAUUUAUUGAGCACCUGCAGUGCGCUAGGUGUUAUACUGGCUGAUUUACAAAUACUGUUUCAUUUGAUUUUAUUUAUAUGAGGCAGAUGUUGAUUUCUAUUUGACUGCUGGAGAAACUAAAAGUCAAGCAGAUCAGGUAACUUGCUGGAAGUCAACUACUUAAGAACAUAGAUUAGUGUGACUUCCGAGGCUGUGAGUUUUUGGCUGCUACUCUGCCUCACCGUGGAAAGGUUUUCCUUAAGAGAAGUAGAAUAUGGUCUACAUUAGCCAGACCAUUCAUGGCAUAUUGUUUUUUACAUUGGAUUUAGUCAUUUUUAGAAAUGCUAGAAACUGUUUAAAGGAGCAUGAACAGAUGAUGAGUGUUCAUAGAUUUGUUGAAAGGAAAUGGCUAAAAGAAUAUUUCACUUGGAAAAGCAGAGAUCCCAUAACUUGGUAAGAUCUCAUAGUUGAGGAAUAAUUAUUUGAAAGGAUUGGGCUAUUCACACCUGUAAAUCGAAGGCCAACAGAUUUCAACUCAUGAAAAACAUACAUUUUCUAAUUGUUUAGUCUCUGCAGGGGAAUGGACCCAGAAAAAAAGUAAGUUUACCUACACUAACUGGAGCCAAGAUUCUGUUUAUCAAGGAUGUUUCAGAAUAGAUUCAGAUAGAAAGUAGGUAGAAUAAAAUGGCUUUUUAAGAUACCUUAUAAAACUGUGAUUUGAAAUUCCUAAGUUUCUUAUGGCUAAUAUUUUCUGCAUUAAUUGCUGAGUCAUGGUGAAGUAUUUCUGGUGACUUUUAAUAUAUUUUAAAUUUCUGAAUGAAAACUAUGCUUUUAACUCUGUUCCCUUGUUUUAGAAACAAAUUUGAGAUACAGACUUAGUAGGAGGUAUUUUAGCUAUAGUAUUGAAGAGUACUGCUAUUAAUUUCUUUUCUAUUUUGUAAUGCCCUUUACAUUUAUGAAGAGAAUGUGCUUAUAUAUGAAAAUGCUUUUCACCCUGCAGAUAAAUAGAACAAGCACUAUUUAUAAGAUUUUUUAAUGCAGUAUCCACUAGGUGGUGAUACUGUGCCACAUUUCAGGGGUUUCUGUACUUAAAACUUAUUGUCUGAGUUAACUUUUUUCUAUAGUUUUAAGUUUUGAUCCACAAAGUAUUUUAUAGCAUCCAUGUCUAUUUUUUAAAAAAUGUUUCCUGAAUUGCAUGAAGCUAGGGUAAAUGUUAAAUUAUUUUUGUUUUGUGCUCACAUACAAGGUGAUUUAACCUAGUAUAUCUUUCCGUGACAUUCUUUUCUUUAUAUGGCAUAUGGUCAAGCUCUCCUCCCACAAGCAGUGAAUGAAGGUGAUGACAAAUUUGAAAACAUAUACAUUGUAUCAGUUACUCUUUUAAGUGCUUUACCCUCAUUUUUUAUGCCUCAUAACAACUCUAUGGAAUCCAUACUGUUGUUAAUAUCCCCACUCUCCACAUGAGGAAACUGAGUAGACUUUAAGUAUUUUGCCCAAGAUUACAAAAUAACUGGCUGAGCUGGGAUUCAAACCUAGGCAAGCUGACACCAGAAUUCAUGUGAACCACUAUCAAUUGGUGGGGGAUCGAAGAGUACAAAGUCUACCUUUAAAUUUGGAGCAUUUUAGAGAGAGAAAUGAUCAUGGAGAAUAUGGUUAUACUCUUUUAUAGACCAGGAAAAUGAGGCCAAUGCUAAUUUUGGCUCUUCCAGAGGCAGAUAAUCUUCCAUCUACUAUUGUGUCUUCCAUUUCUGUUUUUGAUGAUGCCUCAAAGUGCUACAUAUGUGUAAUUGCGAAUUUAAGGGAGAAAAAAGAAAACAACUCAGGAUUGGAGUCUUCAGCCAUAUUAAUUUACAUGGCAGUAAAUAUCUUUGUUUUAAUUGGAAUGAUUGCAGCUACCAAUUGGAGGAGCACAGUUGUUUGAAAAUUGAUACUUAAUUUCUCCAAGGAGACUCCUAUUUGGAAGCAAACUGUCAGUUAAACAUGGAAUACUUUGGAAUUUUUCAAAAAAAUUUGAGUGGAAAAGUUUAAUCUUUUUAAAAAAAAUCUAUAAAUAUAUAUUCUAGAUGCUUUUGUUUUGUUUUUGUUAGAUACCAUUCUAUAAAAUGUUUUUUACUUCUAAAAUUAUGUUGUUCAUGUCAUUUAAAAUGGAUUUUUAAGUAAGUCUGUUCUUUAUAGGAA